This is a messenger RNA of Otolemur garnettii (small-eared galago), 1458 nucleotides long. It is a transcript of the gene GPR68, whose product is annotated as G protein-coupled receptor 68. Bases 293 to 1420 code for a protein of 375 amino acids. The transcript has 2 exons. The record is from RefSeq and is a predicted model, not a curated record. Lineage: Eukaryota; Metazoa; Chordata; Mammalia; Primates; Galagidae. Gene Ontology annotation, biological process: cellular response to pH; G protein-coupled receptor signaling pathway. Gene Ontology annotation, cellular component: membrane. Gene Ontology annotation, molecular function: G protein-coupled receptor activity.
ACCUGGCUGCAGAGACCACACGGCCUUGCUGAGGACGGAGGCUCAGGAGAACCCAGCAGCGCAGGUGGUGGGGCUCCAUCCAGCUAUUUCCAAACUGCCGGUCAUGUGUAUGAGAAAUCAAUUUAGUAGUUUAUGACCUGCAUUUUAAAAAAACAAAAUAGAAUAGAAAAUAUCAGGGUACGUGGCAAGUAGCAGGGGGCUUACUCCCCACCAGUGAUGCCCAGCCCUUGGUAGGGCCCGAACCACCUCCUACAGACAGGAUGGCAGUGGAGAGAGACUGGCUUGGGAGCCCAUGAGGCCUGAGGCCCCUGCAGGCCCAAAGAUGGGGAACACCACUGCAGACAACAACUCACUGAACUGCACCAUUGACCACACCAUCCACCAGACGCUGGCCCCAGUGGUCUACGUCACAGUGCUGGUGGUGGGCUUUCCAGCCAACUGCCUGUCCCUCUACUUUGGCUACCUGCAGAUCAAGGCCCGCAACGAGCUGGGCGUGUACCUGUGCAACCUGACGGUGGCCGACCUCUUCUACAUCUGCUCACUGCCCUUCUGGCUGCAAUAUGUGCUGCAGCAUGACAACUGGUCGCAUGGGGACCUGUCCUGCCAGGUGUGCGGCAUCCUCCUCUACGAGAACAUCUACAUCAGCGUGGGCUUCCUCUGCUGCAUCUCCAUCGACCGCUACCUGGCCGUGGCCCACCCCUUCCGCUUCCACCAGUUCCGGACCCUGAAGGCGGCCGUGGGCAUCAGCACGGUCAUCUGGGCUAAGGAGCUGCUGGCCAGCAUCUACUUCCUCAAGCACAAGGAGGUCAUCAAGGACGGGGACCAGCACCGUGUCUGCUUCGAGCACUACCCCAUCCAGCCGUGGGAGCGCAGCAUCAACUACUACCGCUUCCUGGUGGGCUUCCUCUUCCCCAUCUGCCUGCUGCUGGCCUCCUACCAGGGCAUCCUGCGGGCCGUGCGUCGGAGCCAUGGCACCCAGAAGAGCCGCAAGGACCAGAUCCACCGGCUGGUGCUCAGCACCGUGGUCAUCUUCCUGGCCUGCUUCCUGCCCUACCACAUGCUGCUGCUGGUGCGCAGCCUCUGGGAGUCCAGCUGCGACUUCGCCAAGAGCAUCUUCAAUGCCUACCACUUCUCCCUGCUGCUCACUAGCUUCAACUGCGUGGCCGACCCCGUGCUGUACUGCUUCGUCAGCGAGACCACCCACAGGGACCUGGCGCGCCUCCGUGGGGCCUGCCUGGCCUUCCUCACCUGCUCUAGGACCGGCCGGGCCCGGGAAGCCUAUCCACUGGGCGCACCUGAGGCCUCGGGCAAGAGUGGGGCCCAGGGCGAUGAGCCCGAGCUGUUAACUAAGCUCCACACGGCCUUCCAGCCCCCUAGCUCACCUGCAGGAGGAGUGUCCCUCACAGGUGGCUCAGCCUAGCCUGGGUCCCUCACUGCGGGGCCAGGGGAGGACUGAGC